AUGGCGACUUCCUCGCGAUCCUCGGACCCCGGUGAGUUUCCGCCGCCGUCGCCGUCCCACCGAGAGCUGCCGAAAGUCACGGAAGUGCAGCCGCCUUUCAUGGCGAAGCACCCCAAGGGUUUUGGCUAUAUGACGCACAUGGAAGGCAUCAUGAUUAACGACACGUACCUGCUGCCCGUGCCUCACUUGGCGCAAUGGCUUCCCGAUGAAAAUGCGUUUUACCCCAACGAGCGCAACAUCGACACGCAAGACAAGAAGGAAGAGCGGGAAUAUGAUCGGACGUCCACAUACAACCGCAUCAUGUCUCAAGAUGAUGUGAUCCUCGGUGACAUUCGACGACACCCCCGACAACAACCCGUGUCCCGCGCGUACCUCCGCGCUGGUCCUCGCGCGAGUCUGUAUUUUGACCCUAACAAGGUCAAAGCAGCGAUUGUGACAUGCGGUGGGCUCUGUCCUGGCUUGAACAACGUCAUUCGCGAUAUCACGUUGGCGCUGUGGAAUUUGUACGGCGUACGCGACAUUUACGGCAUUCGCAUGGGGUUUGAAGGAUUCCACAACUGGACGGACUUGAAGCAGAAGGAAGCACCGAUCAUGCUCAACCCGACGAUCGUCGGCGGCAUCCACCACAACGGAGGGACGAUUUUGGGGUCGAAUCGAGGCGGGUUCGAUGUGGAGAAAAUCCUGUCAUUCUUGACCACGAACGGCAUCAACCAGUUGUAUGUGAUUGGGGGCGAUGGAACGCACCGAGCGGCCAACAUCAUCGCGGACGAAUGCCGCGCGAGGUCGCUUCCGAUUGCGAUCGCCGGCGUGCCCAAGACCAUCGAUAACGACGUGGAUCUCUUGGAUCGGUCGUUCGGGUUCAACACGGCUGUGGAAGAAGCCCAACGUGCGAUUCGGUCCGCCAUGAUUGAAGCAACGUGCGUGCCCAACGGCAUUGGGGUCGUCAAGCUCAUGGGUCGCUCGGCGGGGUUCAUUGCAGCUCACGCCACCCUUAGCAGCGGCGACGUCGACUUGUGCUGCAUCCCCGAAGUCCCGAUUGUGUUGGACGGUCCGCGAAGUUGUUUGGCCCAUGUCGAGCGCGUCGUGCAGCAAAAAGGGUACGCUGUCGUGGUCGUGGCUGAGGGUGCUGGCGAAGAAUUGCUCGGGACGUCGGCGCAAGUAGAUGCUGGCGGCAACAAGAAAUUGCCCCCGAUUGGCGAGUUUAUGAAGGGCGAACUGCUCCGCCAUUUCAAAACGAACGGCAAAGUCGCCACAGUCAAGUACAUUGACCCGUCGUACAUGAUUCGCAGUGUGCCCGCCAACGCCGCCGACAGUUUGUACUGCAUGUUGCUGGGCCAGAAUGCCGUCCACGGCGCGAUGGCUGGGUACACGGGGUUCACGGUUGGUCUGAGUGCGAACCGAGUCGUGUUCUUCCCGAUCACGGCCGUCACGAAGAACUCGCCGCGGUGCAUGGACCCUGUUGGCCGCACGUGGGAACGAGUGCUGUGCAUGACACGCCAGCCCAACACGGUCCAAGAAGGGUGGACGGCCCCUGGCGCGACCUCGUCCAACUUAAUUUAA
Messenger RNA from Aphanomyces invadans, 1560 nucleotides. RefSeq lists its product as hypothetical. The record is from RefSeq and is a predicted model, not a curated record. The transcript is spliced from 2 exons. Gene Ontology annotation, molecular function: 6-phosphofructokinase activity. Bases 1 to 1560 code for a protein of 519 amino acids. Gene Ontology annotation, biological process: glycolytic process; fructose 6-phosphate metabolic process. Lineage: Eukaryota; Oomycota; Saprolegniomycetes; Saprolegniales; Verrucalvaceae. Gene Ontology annotation, cellular component: cytoplasm.